Messenger RNA from Geodia barretti, 3049 nucleotides. The record is from the annotation of a GenBank genome assembly. NCBI's taxonomy places the organism in Eukaryota, Metazoa, Porifera, Demospongiae, Tetractinellida, Geodiidae.
UUCUGUGGCGACGGCGGGAGAGGAAACCUCUCAGUCUUCGUUCGUCUCUUCUGCUACCCCUUGGUGACGGCGUGUGCUCGUGACCAUGUCGUUUACCUCGCGGCUGAAGGUCCUGGCGGGCUCCCUAGCCGCGUGCGGCUCCCUGUACGCCGGAGUCCGCUACUUCAGCGACAGACCACAACCUCUCAGUGCUGCUGAAGGCAGCAAUGAGUCACCAGUCCCUCCCCUCACGAUCCCCACCAGAUCAGAGCAAAUGGCCAGACUGCGUGUUGGAGAGGAAUUUGAUAUCCUAAUCAUUGGGGGCGGGGCCACUGGUUGUGGCAUUGCUCUGGACUCUGUGUUAAGAGGGUUCAACACAGCCCUCAUAGAAAGGUAUGACUUCUCCUCCGGGACCAGCAGCCGCAGCACCAAGCUCAUCCACGGUGGUGUGCGUUAUUUGGAGAAGGCCAUCAAGCAUUUUGACUAUGAACAGUACAAGUUGGUGAAGGAGGCUCUGCACGAGAGAGCCAACCUACUAAAGAUAGCCCCUCACCUCUCUGCCCCUCUUCCAAUCAUGCUCCCUGUCUACAGAUGGUGGCAGGUUCCAUAUUUCUGGGUGGGCAUAAAGGCCUACGACUUGAUUGCCGGACGCCAGCUAGUGAAAUCCUCCUACUAUGUCUCCAAGUCAAAGGCACUGGAGGAGUUCCCGAUGCUGAAGAACGACCGGCUCUGUGGGGGCAUCGUCUACUACGAUGGUCAGCACAACGAUGCCAGGAUGAACCUGGCCAUAGGCCUGACUGCUGCGAGAGAAGGAGCAACUGUGACCAACCACGUGGAGGCCGUCGGAAUCAUCAAGGAACAAGUCCGUCCUUACUCAGAGGAGGGGGAAGAGGUGGUGAGAGGGGCAAGAGUGAGAGACGCCCUCACUGGAGAAGAGUGGGACGUGCGGGCAAAGGUUGUCAUCAAUGCCACUGGUCCGUUUGUGGACAAGGUAAGACACAUGGACGAUCCUGAGGCUCGUAAUCUGGUGAUGCCGAGUGCAGGUCUACACAUCGUCCUGCCAGGUUACUACAGUCCACGGACCAUGGGUCUCCUGGACCCAGCCACCAGCGACGGACGUGUCAUCUUCUUUCUUCCCUGGGAGAAUCUGACAAUAGCAGGAACGACAGACUCCCCCACAGAGCUGACCCAUCUCCCCAUGCCCAGAGAGGAGGACAUCAAAUUCAUUCUCUCUGAGAUCAAGGCCUACCUCUCUCCCAAUCUGUCAGUCCGCAGAGGAGAUGUACUGGCAGCUUGGAGUGGGAUCCGUCCGCUGGUGUUUGACCCAAACAAGGCUGACACUCAGAGCGUGGCCAGGAACCACAUUAUUGAGGUCAGGGACAGCAGACUCAUCACCAUCUCUGGAGGGAAAUGGACGACGUACCGCUCCAUGGCAAAAGACGCUGUGGACAAGGCGGUGGAGGUGGGAGGGCUGGGCGACGACAGAGGUUGUCUGACCGACGGGUUCUUACUGGUGGGAGGGGGAGGCUGGUCUCCCACCCUCUUCAUCAGACUCAUCCAGGACUACGGCUUCGAUAUCGACGUGGCCAAGAAUCUGGCCAAUACAUAUGGAGACCAGGCCCCAGAGGUGGCUAAACUGGCAGCUCUCACUGGCAGAAGAUGGCCAGUCCUAGGGCUGCGGUUGUCCCAGGAGUUCCCAUACAUUGAAGCUGAGGUCAAGUACGCAGUGAGGGAGUAUGCCUGCACGGCCGUCGACGUGCUGGCUCGCAGGACGAGGCUGGCCUUCCUGAAUGUCCAGGCGGCUCACGAGGCCCUGCCCAGGAUCAUGGAGAUCAUGGCCGCCGAACUGGGCUGGGACAAGAACAGGAAGAAGCAUGAGCUGCAGAGGGCGCAGGUGUUCCUGGAGACGAUGGGCUACAAGGCAAGGACGGAGGUGCGUGACGUGAACAUCGACCUCUCGUACCAGGAGGCCAAGGAGUACGGGAAGAUAUUCAGGCAGUUUGACAAAGACAGAGACGGACACAUCAGCAUCCACGACCUCAGGAAGGCUCUACAUGAGAUGGGUGCCAGUGUGACAGAGGAGGAACUAAGGGAACUUAUUUCGGAAGUGGACAUCAACAAGAAUGCCACUAUUGAAGAGGAAGAGUUCCUAAAGAUGAUGAGUGCGUUGAAGACAGGAGAGGUGGCCAACUCACGGAUGGCCAGCAUCGUCCAGAGAAAGAGAGAAAAUGAACAGAAGAUAUCAGUGGACAGAUCAGGAGGCGGACUCUGACCUCUCGUGCCAACCACCACUAGAUAUUCUAGUGUCAUAUACGUUAGCUCAAUCACCUCAGAUCAGCACCAGUUGUUGUCUCUAUUAUUAUCGAAUACGGCAUGUAGUGUGAUGAUGUAAUAGGUUUUACAGCCCACGCGCAUGCGCGUACAGUGGCGUCGUUUCGCGUUAGCACUCCAGUCUGAAGAAACGUACGUAGCUAUUAUACUAAGUACCAAUGCAGAUGUUGGAGAUGAUGAUGAACGGCACCAUGAACAUGGACAUGAUGCGAAUGUAUUUCCACUUCUCGAGCAAUGUCCCGCACCUACUGUUCAGGACGUGGACCGUGCAGACGGACGCAGGGUUGGUGGGAGCGAUAGUAUUCAGUUUUGCACUGGGUGUCCUCUAUGAAGGAUUCAAGACAGCCAAAGACAUAAUAACAAAGAGAGCACAAACGUUUGACCUCCCACCACGUCAUCACAGCCUGUCAGAGAGUGGGAGUGAUCUACACACUUUCAUUCCACACAGGAGAGUCAAGCUGUGGCUGAUGCGAGUACUUCUGUCGGUACUGAGAACGGUGGAGAUUGGGAUGGCGUAUAUCCUCAUGCUACUGGCCAUGACCUACAACGGGUGGAUAUUUCUAAGUGUCUGUUUCGGAGCCGGAGCUGGUUUCUUUGUCUUCCUCCCUCUCCGACCGUCCUCGAGCUCAGACGACCACUGCGGAUGAUGUUAUAUCAGACACAGACACCAGUCGUUGCAUGUGUGUGCAUGUGUGGUCUUUUUAGUGCACAGAUAAAAUUUAUUCCGGUAUUAUCUACU